Penicillium arizonense is the source of this 2097-nucleotide messenger RNA. RefSeq names its product GAG-pre-integrase domain-containing protein. Lineage: Eukaryota; Fungi; Ascomycota; Eurotiomycetes; Eurotiales; Aspergillaceae. The transcript has a single exon. The annotation marks the transcript as partial. The record is from RefSeq and is a predicted model, not a curated record.
GAGCCGCCCAGCGAUGCCGAGUCCGUCCAUUAUAGCGACGAUGACCUCCAAGACGUCGACCGUACGCUUCGUCAAGAACCUCCCCGUCAGCGUGAAGAUCCGCUGCACUUCCCGGCGCCAGAGGCCACUGGCGCUGAUAUUCGACGUCCUAUUCUUAAUAUAGAUAGGACCAACCGUAGCGACGUCUUCAAUCUGUCGCCGAUUCGUGAUUCUGUGCCUCUCCAGACCACUGAGAGUGAAAUGCCGCAUGAUGAUACCAAUACCGUCGGCAACUACCCUCCUCGUCAAUUCAGACCGAGAGAAUCCCCCGAGCAAGAAAAGGCUAUUGCGCACCUAAAAAGGGCCAAAGAAGCAGUUAGAAAGCUUCGGGAUGACUCCAAAUUCGAAGCCUUGAAGGGCAAGUCCAAUUACCGUCAUUGGGCUGAUAAUAUGGAGCAAUUGUUCGAUGAUAAUGCCGUCACUCCCAUCGUAUACGGCGAAGUCAUGAUCCUACCCCGUGAGCAUCGCCAUUUCCUGGCGCAAGCUCAAUUCGUCUCAUUCGCGAGAAGAGCUAUCAACAGCCAUGUGUCGAAGCAAAUUCAGCAGUAUCUGCAAGAUAGAAAGCUUCGAGAUCCAGCUGCAAUGUGGAAAGUAAUUGAGAGCGCGUACGCGCCUACCGAUGCAUCUAUAGCAGCUAGUGGUGUUAGCGAACUCAAUGAGAUUCUCGAGAGUAACUGCACGUCUCUCGAUCAGUAUAAAUUCCGCUUUCAGACCGCAUGGACGAAGACGUUUACCGGAAGCAUUGAAAGCGAGCGCGUCAAAUGUCUCUUCUUCCUUGAGAAGCUAGACAGUCCAAAAUGGGACGCGUGGAAGACCAGCCUCAUGUCGCGAGUAAGUAGGUCAUCCGACUCCGAUAGGAUCUACCGGUUCGACGAGCUCAUUGCCGAGCUCGAAGACUUCGAGAGAUCAAUAGAUCGUGAAACCAAGACCCGAAAUGCGUAUGCCGUACGCUCAGCAGCAUCGCCAGCAGCUUCAGGACCAAGACCUCAUUGCGAGCAUUGCAAUAAGAAGGGUCACGUAAAGGCGAAUUGCUGGAAACUCCGCCGUGAUAGGAAGCCAAAGGACAUGAAAGGAGAUGGUUUUUCGACCGAAAAACCUGCUAAAAAAAUGGAGGCAUAUACUGCAAAUACCAUUGAAAUUGACCUACCUCACAAUGUCCUCUCCAUAGCUUCCGACAUGCCUUCGGAUCGAUGGAUUUGCGAUACAGGUGCUGACGUCCAUUUUACGGCUUCACCUAGCAAUUUCAUGCCUGGUACGGCAAAGCCAAUCUCAAUUCGUAUACAGACAGUCUCCGGCAUCACAAUUGAAGAAGGUCUACGUGGAGACAUCUGCAUGAAACUCACUGGAUCUAGGAGAAGACCCGAUUCUAGCAUCCUCCUCACCGACGUCCUCUGGACGCCAGCAGCUAGCGCCAACCUCAUUAGCGGUGCAAGACUUGCUAGAAAAGGUGUCACGGCGAUCUACCGUCCGAACCAGCUGCUAUUGAAGCGCAAAGAUGGCAGCAUUCUUGGUACAGGACGUAAGGUCGGUAAGCAAUGGAUCUUGAAUGUCUCCUCCGUUGGAUCUCCAAAAAUGGAGACAGCAAGCUUACACCACGUCCGAAGCUCCACCGAGCCGUCCAAUAUACCUGCAGCUAUCAUGACCACGGAUGCUGAUGCGGACGCCGAAGCACCCCAACCCCGCCUGAAUAAGUCCAGGGUCAACGUCCACACCUGGCACCGACGUAUGGGCCACAUCGGCACUCAGGGGGUGCAGAAAACGGCGAGAAUUGUGGAUGGCAUCGACAUUGAAGGUCUAGCAGUCUCUAAACAGCCUUGCGGAGACUGUGCUAUCGGACGGGCACCUCAUAAACCUAACCGGCGGCCAAUUCUCCAUCGUUCUGAGAGAGCUGGAGACCUCGUCUACGUCGACAUUGGCGGCGGCGGCAAGCUCACACCCGCCAUUGAAACGGGGGCUAGAUACUGGCUUCUCAUGAUCGAUGACUUCGAUGGAUGGGCCGAGAUACGCUUCCUUAGGACCAAAUCGGAAGCUGAGAUAGUCAUCAAGGAGCUUUUCAGC